This is a messenger RNA of Chlamydomonas reinhardtii, 1185 nucleotides long. RefSeq lists its product as uncharacterized. The transcript is spliced from 3 exons. The record is from RefSeq and is a predicted model, not a curated record. NCBI's taxonomy places the organism in Eukaryota, Viridiplantae, Chlorophyta, Chlorophyceae, Chlamydomonadales, Chlamydomonadaceae. Bases 354 to 908 code for a protein of 184 amino acids.
AGAAAGGCUUGACCAGAAUAUAUCGCUGCAUGAUCGCUUCAGCUGCCUCCUGUCCGCGCCUCGGGCACCCCGCCAGCAGGAGCCGGCUUGCUGAGGCUGCCUUCAUCGGCCUCCGCCCCGCGUAUACCUUACAGCCGAACGCGCUCACUGUAGCCCUCAGCCCCUGCCUACACCACUGCUGCAGCACUUGUCCGCAUGUUGCGGCCGGAUUCAAGGGCCACACGAACCUUCCAAGGGCGACCAUUGGUCAGGCGAUAAGUUGAAGCUGCUUGCAGGCUCCUUCAGCCACUAGGAAAGCAUUCUUCCGCGUUCUCAAGCCGGCACGCUUCGCUGCUGCAGCACUUGUCACCAUAAUGGUGCUGGAGCACACGGCGCAGCAGCUGGCUGGUGGAAGGCCCAAGGAGGAGGUCAUUGUUGGCUGGGGCAACGCCAACACUGGCUAUGGCGGUUGCAUCAGCAGGUUGGGGCGGGGCCCAAACCGGGCACUGCUCCGCCUGCUGGUGGACAAGUACGCGCACCUGGUGGUGUACGUGGACGAGUUCUACACAUCGCAGGGACGUGACGUCAACUCCGCAACCAACAUCCGGCACGCGCUGGUGGAAAUGCUGCUGGGGCACAAGCGACCUGCAUCGCUGCAGACUGGCGGCGGCGGCGGCGGCGGCGGCGGCGGCGGCGGCGGCAGCGGCGGCGGCGGCGGCAGCGGCGGCGGCGGCGGCGGCAGCGGCGGCGGCGGCGGCGGCAGCGGCAGCGGCGGCGGCGGCGGCAGCGGCAGCGGCAGCGGCGGCGGCGGCGGCAGCGGCAGCGGCGGCGGCGCGUGCGCGCAUCUUGGUAGCGGAGGGGGCGGGAAAGGCCACGUGGAGGAGGAGAGCGCAGCGCCGCCCAAGAAGCGGCGCAAGCGCGCAGGCUGAGGAGCCGGCUGGUGUCUAGGUAGCGGUCCGCGGUGGGGCUGGCAGGGAAUGCGUAGCGGCGUGACAAGUAGUGCGGCUGUUGACAACUGUGCUACGUCUGGCUGUGGUUGGCUCUGCUGUGGCAUCGCGAUUGCUAGGCACCUGGUUUGGCUAUGUGCCUGUGGAAACCGACCCCGGCUAUGUCCGGGCGAUGAGGUUGUUCGGCCUCAGAGAGUGGAGGGGCUCAGCCCCUUUUCCCGUGACCGGGGAACACUUGUCUUUGUAACCACUAAAACUC